This is a messenger RNA of Schistocerca piceifrons (Central American locust), 1788 nucleotides long. RefSeq lists its product as uncharacterized. Gene Ontology annotation, biological process: zinc ion transmembrane transport. The record is from RefSeq and is a predicted model, not a curated record. The transcript has 6 exons. Gene Ontology annotation, cellular component: plasma membrane. Gene Ontology annotation, molecular function: zinc ion transmembrane transporter activity. The coding region runs from base 1 to 1428 and encodes 475 amino acids. Lineage: Eukaryota; Metazoa; Arthropoda; Insecta; Orthoptera; Acrididae.
AUGGCCUUCCUGGGAGAGAACUUGACGGAGGUGGCGUCGACGGCGGCGGCGGCGGCGGCAGGGGCGGCGGGGGCGGCGGCGGCGGCGGCUGGGGACGGCUCGCUUUGGGGCGGCAAGCUGACGGCGAUGCUGGGCCUCUGGCUGGGCUCGUUUCUGGCGGGGGUGCUGCCGCAGCUGCUGCGCGCCACGGUGGCGCCGCCCCCGCAGCUGCAGCCGGCCAAGGGGCUGGGCUUCUGCGCCCGCAACGAGGAGCUGCUCGUCUCGCUGCUGCUCUGCUUCGGCGGCGGCGUCCUGCUCUUCACCACCUUCAUUCACCUGCAACCAGAGGUGCGCGACAGCUUCAGGGACCUGGAGAGCUGCGGCUACCUGUGGGAGAGCCGCGAGGGCUUGCCGCUGGCGGACCUGGCGUUCUGCGCCGGCUUCUUCACGGUGUACCUGGUGGAGGAGAUGGUGCACCUGCUGCUGGACAGGGAGGCGGACGAGGCGGUGCUCACGCGCACCAUGAGCCUGCGCUGCUCGCGCCGCGGCGGCCGGCCCGCCCGCGCCGUGGGCGGCGGGGGCGGCGGCGGCGGCGACGGCACGGUGCCGCCCACGCCGGCGCCCGCGGCGCGCGAGCCGCCGUCGCCGCUGCCCGUGCCGCUGCAGCUGCAGCUGCCGCCCACCGCCGCCGCCAGCGCCACCGCGGGCAGCGGCAGCGGCAGCAACGUCUCCACCCAGGGGCUCAUCCGCACCGAGUCCGCUAUAGGUAUCACGGACAAGCAGUCGUCGCUGCUGGACGCGGGCGUGCGCGUCAACAGCGCGUUCCCGUUCGGGCCGCCGGCCGGCCUGGGGGCGCAGGGAGACGGGCCGAUGCCGCCCCCGGGCGCCGCCGCCGGGGACGGGCUGCCCGGCACGCCUGGCCGGCGGCGCGCCAGCUCGUCGUGCUCGCUGCGCUGGCUCUUCACCAUCGUCGCCCUCUCUUUCCACGCCAUAUUCGAGGGCCUCGCCGUCGGCCUCGAGAAGGGGGUGGGCGACAUGUGGAUCCUGGUGUCGGCGGUGGCGAUGCACAAGCUGGUGAUCACGUUCUGCGUGGGCGUGAAGCUGGUGGCGGCGGAGACGCGCGGCCCGCUCGUGCUGCUGUACAUGGCGGUGUUCGCGGCGGUGACGCCGUUCGGCGUGGGGCUGGGGCUGCUGCUGGAGCAGCUGGGCCAGGGCAGCGUCACGACGCCGGCCGCCGCCAUCCUGCAGGCCAUGGCGGGCGGCACGCUGCUCUACGUCGUCUUCUUCGAGGUGCUGCAGCGAGAGCGCUCCUCCGACAACGCCGGCAUCCUCCAGCUGGCCGCCAUCGCCUUCGGCUUCGCCCUCAUGCUGCUCAUCCAGUUCUGCACUUCGGGGGCUCACGCACAGCACGAGCGCCCCUGCAACGUGACCAACCACACCCAUCACUGAACUCCGCUCUUCCCGACAUGGGAGGCGCGUCUCAGCAGCUGACGGUGGUGGCAGACCAGGGAGCUGCCGAUCAGUGAUCUUCGAAAGCAGUUCCUCUCGAGGACUCUACCAACUGCGGCCCCAUCAGUGAUCGUCACAACCACCGCUGAGCCGUCACAUUGAACAGUGUGUGCCACCCGUCAUUACUCCUCCGAAGUGUAGUUGUCUUCUUUCCCUUUUGGCGAAGUAUUCAGUGGUGUUGAAUCUGUACCGCGAAUGAAAAACGUGUGCACCAAACUGGGGCCAAAUCUGGACGGGUACCCUCCACGGGCAGUGUUGCUCCAACUAAACCACUCCGAAGCGACUAACAGACCUAUUCAC